AAAAGGGACUUCAAACGUGUCAACAGUCCCUUCCUUUCAUCUCUUGCAGUAGUGGGGAUUGUUUAAAAAAAGAGUAAACUCUGACAGCGAAAAGGGAAAGGGGCAGGCGAUCUUACUGGAAUAAAGUUUAAAGUGGUUUGUACAGUUGUCUCUUGCCUCUUGUCUAACUGAAUCAGAGCUGCAGUGCCUCCAACUUCGGACUCGAUACUGCCAGUACCACAGUCUGUCACUUGUUCGAGGGAUACUUCGACGUUGCACUGCUGCCUUGUAAAAGCAGCUGGGAUGACACUGUCGGGCGGCGGUAGUGCGAGUGACUUGUCCGGUCAGACGGUUCUCACAGCUGAUGAUGUGGACAUUGAUGUAGUGGGCGAAGGCGAUGAAGGCAUAGAGAGAGACAACGACUGUGACAGCAGCUCCGGUGGCAUCCACGAGGUGGGAGGCAUUGCCGAGGACGGCGAGCAGAUGGGAGUGAAGGAGAUCACGGCAGUUAGCCCUUCCGAUACGACCAAUGACCCAGAAAGCAAGGGCGAAGGACAGGAAAACAGCGCUGGCAGCUUACAGAACAAGCCUAAAAACAGCCUGGUUAAACCACCUUAUUCAUACAUUGCUCUCAUCACCAUGGCCAUCUUACAGAGCCCUCAGAAAAAGUUAACCCUUAGCGGGAUCUGCGAAUUCAUUAGCAAUCGCUUCCCUUACUACAGAGAGAAGUUUCCAGCAUGGCAGAAUUCAAUCAGACAUAAUCUAUCACUGAAUGACUGUUUUGUAAAAAUUCCCCGGGAACCAGGUAACCCAGGCAAAGGCAAUUAUUGGACCCUGGACCCCCAAUCAGAAGAUAUGUUCGAUAAUGGAAGCUUUCUCAGGAGGAGAAAACGGUUCAAGAGACAUCAGCAGGACGCUCUGAGGGACCAAACUGCCUUGAUGAUGCAGAGCUUUGGAGCUUAUAGUCUUGGCAAUCCUUAUGGCCGCCCUUAUGGACUUCACCCGGCUGCCUACCCUCAUCCGGCUGCACUUCAGUAUCCCUACAUACCACCGGUGGGUCCGAUGUUACCACCAGCUGUCCCUCUCCUGCCUUCCACAGAACUGAACAGAAAAGCAUUUAAUUCACAAUUGAGCCCCAGUCUGCAGCUUCAGCUCAGUAGCCUUAGUACUGCUUCAGUCAUUAAAUCUGAGCCCACCAGCAGACCCUCCUUUAGUAUAGAAAACAUUAUCGGGGUUUCAGCAACCACGACGGGGAGCGCGCAGACUUUCCUGAGGCCUCCCAUCACUGUCCAGUCAGCUCUAAUGAGUCCACAGCCUUUAUCUCUGAGAACCACUGCAGCCAUCACACCUAUCCUUAGUGUCCCCACAAACAUAAUUUCUGGACAGUUCCUUCAGUCCACAGCAUCAGUUGCAGCAGUGUCAAAAUGGGCGUCUCAAUGACAGCGAAUUUCUUUCAGACAGAACUUUACGCCGAACUUUUAAUAAUAAUAAAAACGUUAUGAACACUAUGCUGGCUCAGCAGAUUUGUAACUGCAGCACUGGACUUUAGCUGCACGUCUGUAGCCAAUAUUAUACCUAAAGGAAUGCUUUCUGUACAGGUAAACAUUUGUAAAUAUUGUAUAAAAUAAAAAAAAUUAGUUUUACUUUUUAAAGAUUUAUUUUAUGUCACAUUGUAUAACAGCUGUAGUAUAUAGUUAUAAGCCUUCAUUUUUUGUUUGAGGGCUUGCAAUCGGUAGUUUUAUUUGAAAUGUAAAAUAAAACAGUUUUAAAUACAACAUAUACUAUAAAUAUGUGCAUAUUCUGUUACAUAAGUCUGUUUCUACGGAUCAAAUUUAUGUAUUCUGUAUGUAAUUC
Messenger RNA from Protopterus annectens (West African lungfish), 1833 nucleotides. RefSeq names its product forkhead box D3 (gene FOXD3). NCBI's taxonomy places the organism in Eukaryota, Metazoa, Chordata, Ceratodontiformes, Protopteridae. Gene Ontology annotation, biological process: anatomical structure morphogenesis; cell differentiation; regulation of transcription by RNA polymerase II. The transcript has a single exon. The record is from RefSeq and is a predicted model, not a curated record. The coding region runs from base 283 to 1419 and encodes 378 amino acids. Gene Ontology annotation, molecular function: DNA-binding transcription factor activity, RNA polymerase II-specific; RNA polymerase II cis-regulatory region sequence-specific DNA binding.